Molecule: messenger RNA, 1998 nt
Organism: Brassica napus (rape)
Lineage: Eukaryota; Viridiplantae; Streptophyta; Magnoliopsida; Brassicales; Brassicaceae
Product: F-box/kelch-repeat protein At3g13680-like
Exons: 6
Coding region: 79-1812 (577 amino acids)
Biological process (GO): translational initiation; translational termination; ribosomal subunit export from nucleus
Molecular function (GO): ATP binding; iron ion binding; protein binding
Source: RefSeq, a predicted model, not a curated record
UAGUAUCUUUUUCAUUGUUCUUCCUGAGGCACUUUUAUUUAGUUUUGUUUAUGUAUACUGCAGUAUCCUAACCGCGGGAUGGCAGAUCGAUUUAUGCAAAAUGCUAUAGUGAGUGAAGGUCAGCGCAAGCAGAAGAAUUGCCAUCAGGAAUGCAAGAAGAGCUGUCAUGUUUUCCAGACUGAGAGGAAAGUUUGCAUCCUGGUGACUCCUGCUUCCAAGACUACUUUCUUGCCAGAGGAGCUGUGUAUAGGAUUUGGUAUCUGCGUGAAGAGAUACCCUUUCGAAGCUGUUCAGAUAAUCAAACCAAAUCUAGGCAGGUUGGAUAAUCCUCAGAACUGGCAAAAAUAUUUGACUCACAUCCGCGGGUCAGAACUUGAAAGCUAUCUCACCCGAGUGGUAGAAGAAAAUCUAAAGCCCCAACAUGUCGACCAAAAUAAAAAAAUUGUGAAUAUGCUGGACGAGAGAGAAAUGCUGGUGCAGAUUUGUGCUGGUCUGGGGUUGGACCGUAGAGCAAAAGAAGUAUUUGGUGGAGAGCUGCAGUGGUUUGCGAUUGCCAUAGGUUUCAUAGAGAAGGCUGAAACUUAUAUGUUGGACGAUAGCCGUUUGUUGAAAUGUGGAGAAGUGACAACAAUGUCUGAUCUUCCAGAUGAUUUGGCAGAAGAGAUAUUGUCUAGGGUUCCGUUGACAUCCCUAAGUGCAGUGCGUUCCACUUGCAGAAAGUGGAAUGAUUUAUCCAAAAACCAGGUUUUUGGUAAGUCAGCAUCAACAGGAAGGAAGCAGUUUCUUGGGUUCAUGCUGAAAGAUUAUAAGGUUUGUUCGAUGAAGUUUGAUCUCCAAGGAAUUGGAAACGAAGGAGACUUCGUUGAUCCAUCUAUAAAGGAAGUCAGUAUACUUGACCAAGUAGAAAUCACUCAGUUCUUUCACUGUGGAGGUUUAUUGCUAUGUGUCACCAAGGACAGGUCGAGACUUUUGGUGUGGAAUCCUUAUUUGGGGCAAACAAGGUGGAUCCAACCAAGAAACACUUUCCGAAGUGAAGACAGAUAUGCUGUUGGAUAUGACAAGAACCGUAACUACAAAAUCUUGAGGGUUUUUGGCAAGUAUGACACCAAAGGUGAAUUUGGAAGCGUCGACAAAUACCUGAUUUUUGGGUACGAAAUAUACGAGUUGAGCUCUAGUUCGUGGAAGGUUUUUAACGUCAGUCCCGACUGGAAUAUAGAUAGUUAUCAACGCGGCGUGUCUUUGAAGGGUCAUACUUAUUUUUUGGCUGAAGAGAGGUGGACGAUAGGUAGAAGAAAUAAAACUGAGGAGAUAAUCUCUUUUGAUUUUACAACAGAAAAAUUUGGAAAGCGGUUGCCUCUUCCGUUUAAAACUCAUGAUGUAGGCAACUUUGUGUCUCUAUCUUGUGUCAGAGAAGAGCAGCUUGCGGUAUUACAUCAAAGCAGUGUGAUUGAUCACACAUUGGAGAUUUGGGUCUCAAGUAAUAUUGAUCUGGGUGCAGUUUCGUGGAGCAAGUUCUUGAGAACCACCUCUUUCUGUCGGGUUGAUUUUCAAGCUGGUAGUUUCUUCAUUGACGAGGAGAAGAAAGUUGCUGUGGUUGUCGAUCUGGACAAUGGUGGACAAGCACGGACUGAGACCCAUUACAACCAAAGAGCUAACAUAAUUGGAGAAGAUGAAUAUUACAAACCUGUGAAUGUUGGAGAGGCCCUGGAUCAUGGAAAACUUAACAAAUUUGGAUUUUUGAUCUCUGAUUUAUGUCGCCCACUUGUGUGCUCUUAUGUUCCAAGCACAGCACAACUGCAACUGCAACCGUGAACAUGGAAAGAAGGUGAUGAUUAAUCAGUUCCAAUUUCAACAAUUGGCUGUCAAUUGUUAGUUUGUCUUUUGAUAUAUAUCAUCAUCUAACUAUGAUUAUGUUUGCUUAAGUUAAGUGGUAAAUUAUUUCUAAGUUUUCUGAAUUGUUAUAAUUUUAACAUAUGGUAUAUAUCUUCCAAAAAUCAA